Cylicocyclus nassatus is the source of this 1611-nucleotide messenger RNA. The record is from the annotation of a GenBank genome assembly. Lineage: Eukaryota; Metazoa; Nematoda; Chromadorea; Rhabditida; Strongylidae.
AUGUAUCCGAUGAGCAAGCGCGUGGCCGAGAUUGUGGUGGACACCCUGCAGCAGGCAGGCGUCCGCCGCUGUUAUGGCAUCGUGGGCGAUACGCUCAACCAUGUGACCGAUGCGAUGCAUGGCAGCGACAUUGCCUGGGUGCACGUACGCCAUGAGGAAGUGGCCGCGUUCGCCGCCGGUGCCGAUUCGCUGGUGAGUGGCGAACUGACCGCCUGUGCCGGCUCCUGUGGCCCCGGUGGCCUGCAUUUCAUCAACGGCAUCUUCGAAAGCAAUCGCAAUCGCGCGCCGAUGGUGCUGAUCGCCAGCCAGAUCGUCACCAGCGAGCUGGGCAUGGAGUUCCCGCAGGAAGUGGAUUUCAAGGCGGCGCGGCGCGUGGUGGCGCUGGCCUGCCAAGCCGCGAUCAGCCGCCGCGGCGUGGCGGUGGUGAUCCUGCCGGCCGACAUCAGCGAGGCCGAAGUGAAGCACGAUGUGCCGUUCUCGGUGCACUACACCCAGCCGGUGCUGCGCCCCUCUGAUGCUGAACUGCAGCGCAUCGCCGAGCUGCUGGGGCAGGGCAGGCGCAUCGGCAUCUAUGCCGGUGCAGGUUGCCAGGGCGCACACCCGCAGCUGCUGGAAUUGGCGCGGCGCCUGCAGGCGCCGGUCGCGCAUACCUCGCGCGCCAAGGACUUCGUCGAGCCUGACAACCCCUACAACAUGGGCAUGACCGGCAUCUUCGGCAUCGAAUCGGGCUUCCACACGCUGAUGGAAUGCGACACGUUGCUGCUGCUCGGCGCUGAUUUCGCGUGGGGCCAGUUCUAUCCGGACAAGGCCACGAUCAUCCAGGUUGACCGCGACGGCAGCCAUCUGGGCCGCCGCCAUCCGGUGAACCUGGGCGUGGUCGGUGACAUCGCGCCGACGCUGGACGCCUUGUUGCCGAUGCUGCCGCCACGCGAGGACAGCAGCUUCCUGGACGAAUGCGUCGAGCGCCGCGACAAGGCACUGAAGAAGCGUGAGCAGGAAGAGCAGCCGGGCGAGGGUGAGUUGAUCCAUCCGCAGCAUCUGACCGCGUUGUUGUCGAAGUACGCGACGGACGACGCGCUGUUCACCGCCGACGGUGGCUCACCGAUGGUGUGGGUGCUGCGGCAUAUCCGGGUAAACGGCCGCCGCCGUACGCUGACCAGCCUGUUGCACGGCACGAUGGCCAACGCGAUGCCACAGGCGCUGGGCCUGCAGAAGGCGUUCCCGGGGCGGCAGGAAAACCUGCCGAUCAAGGUGGUGGUGUUCAACAACGGCUCGCUGAAUUUCGUCGAGCUGGAGCAGAAGGUGGAAGGCCUGCUGGACAACUACACCGACCUGAAGAACCCGGAUUUCGGCCGCCUGGCCGAGGUGAUCGGCUUCCACGGCCGCACCGUCACCCGCAGCGAGGAUCUGGAAGAGGCGGUGCAGGACUUCCUGUCCCAGCGCGGCCCGGCGUUGCUGGAUGUGCAUACCAGCCGCGCGGAGCUGGUGAUGCCGCCGCAGAUCGAGGCGAAGCAGGUCGCGGGUACCGCGCUGUAUGCGGCCAAAGCGGUGUUGAACGGCCGCUUCGACGACGUGAAGCAUCUGCUGGUGGACAACUUCCUGAAGAAGUAA